UGCUCUUCGCCGCCAUCUGUCUCCCACGCUUCGUGCAGCUGCCUGCAACGGCCAAAACACACACUCCACUUGCCGCAUAGCACAGCCCAGCAGAGUCGGGGUGAGGUGGGUGUGGAGCGCACAGGUUCGUGUGCAGUCUCAGCAGCGGGACAGCACGAAUGGUGUGAACCACAGCGCGGAGGUUUCAAGGUCGGAGUUCGGGUGCUCGUGGGUCAAUUCCCGUCUUGAUACCGCUCAUAGCGGACUUGGCGCAUUCAACUUUCAAGUCGAUACCACAGAAUCGGCCAAACUACUGAAUUCCGCUUUUGCAGGCGGUUCCAGUCCAUUUUUCUCAAAUACUUUAAGGAUGGCAGAAAACGAAACUCCAAAAGUAAAGGAGCUAGACACGACAGGAGAUGAACCUGGGAAAAAAGAUGCUCUCACGAAAGAAAUUACAUCAGUGACAGAAGAUGUACCCAAGACAAGACUGAUGAUCGCCGUGAACCAGUGUAGCAAAGGCUAUCCGAAGCCUUCCAUCAGUAGUCGCCAUGCUUUCGAUUGGGUCUUAAAGAACCUCAUCAAGCCUUGCUGUAGAAAGCAGUACAAAGUGAUCAUUCUACAUGUUCAAGUGGCCGAUGAAGAUGGAUUGGAAGAACUUGACAGCGUGUAUGCAAGCCAGAGUGACUUCCAGCACUUGAAACACAAGGAACUGUGUAGAGGAUUAGCUCUACUUCAAAUAUUUGUCAAGAAGUGCAACGAUUUGGAGAUUGAGUGCGAAGGAUAUAUAAAGAACGGAGAUCCAAAGGAAAUUAUCUGCAAGCAUGUUGAGAAGAGAAAGCCUGAUUUACUUGUUCUGGGCAGUCGUGGGCUUGGUACUAUACAAAGUUUGUUUGUGGCUGGAGUGAGCGCUUACGUCGCAAAACAUGUCCAAUGUCCUGUAAUUGUGAUCAAGCGAGAUCCUAAGGAGAUUCCUGAUGAUCCGAUGGACGAUUGAUUUCCCUCACCUCAGCCAGGUUCAUUUAGGCAUUUAGUUCAUUUUGGAUGUGAAUUGUAUUAUAAAUCAUCGCUACUCAUCGGUCAAUAUUUUAUUUUGCUUUUUUUCACUGCUUUACGUUGUAUUGGACCUUCCACAUUGUAAAAAUCGCGUAUAAUUAAACUCAAAGAGGUUUAAUAAGAGGGUUGUCCUUGAAGUUCAAGAUUCCGCAUAGUCUCUGCUGACAGGAGAUACUCGUGUAGUGGUUUCUUAUGUACUUUGUAAUGUGAUAUCAAAGAAUAAUAAUUAGAGUUCUCUUCAAGCAAGUCAUGUCUGACGUAAGCUUUUUGAUCCAUUCCGGCAUCUUAAGAAAUGUGUCCUUGAAGUUUGUUCAAUUGCUAGAUUGUCGACGUAGUAGCCACUUGGCACAGUUUGUUUAGCUCCUUCACAACACCACUUUGAAGUUGUAUCAACCAGAGAGAUGUACUGGAUAUUUCAGAUACCAAAACUAGAAUAAAUGAACUAUUCUACAA
Molecule: messenger RNA, 1485 nt
Organism: Physcomitrium patens
Lineage: Eukaryota; Viridiplantae; Streptophyta; Bryopsida; Funariales; Funariaceae
Product: universal stress protein A-like protein
Molecular function (GO): AMP binding
Source: RefSeq, a predicted model, not a curated record